UACGCUCUCCUGUAAACCUCGGUUUUUCAUUUGACCUUAUGUACGUAGGAUUCGUCGAAUUGCACUAGCUUCCGCCAGCGUCUUCGCCCGCAUGGUGUGUGCAUAAAAAGUAACCUAUGUGUUAAUCCAGGGUAUCACCUACAUAUACCAAACGAAAUCGGUUCUGCCGUUUUUGCGUGAUUGAAUAACAAACAUACAUCCAUACAUUCUCACAAACUUUCACAAUUAUAAUAUUAGUAGGAUUUAUAAGUUGAUACAAAAUGCUAUGCAAUAGCUUUACCGCGGAAGUCCCCGAGUGCCACACGUCUUUUUUUAUUUAUUAACGUACGCUUUAAAUUGAAAUAAGUGUUUGCUUACAGAUUUGAUCGAUAUUUAAUAAGCGCGCAAGGGCAUAUGACGCACAUCGGAUGUGGUGCACUGCAGUAUGUGUUCGACAGGAAAUGGUAUAGCAACCCGUCAGCCAAGACAGGGGCAAACAUUGUGUCGGUUGUGUGCUACGGGUCGACGACCACCCGUCCGGGGCAGCCGUAUUUCAACACGACGCGGCCCGUGCUCGGCCACGGGUUCACGCCGAACUGCGGCUGCCCGCGCAACUACCGGGAAGGAGACGGCUGCCUGUGCGAAGAGUAUUUCCCAUCCUCUCUCUCGACACCACCGGUUUACGACAAAGCGACUCACAGUGAUAGAAAACUAAGAGAGUCGACGGUGCUGGAGGCGCCGAGCAGCGCCGCCCCGAAGGCCUGCGGCCGCACGGUAGUGCUGCUGCCCGUGAUCCCCGUGCGCCCUCGCCCCCGCGUGGACCCCCGCCCCCCCGCGCCCCUGCGCCCCCGAUUUGGUGAUGCCAAUAAGAUAUCGAGCGCAAAAUCAAGACAGGAUACAAGCAUGCUCUCCAAUAUUUCGGAAGAACAAACUGAAACGGUACCGUGGGUAUUCAACAAAAUCAGAAGGUCUCAAUUUAAUACUGCUAUUAAUAAAGUGAACGCCUUCCCAAAAGUUCUGACAAGCAGCCCUCUCAUUAAAGAUAUCAUACUCAAUAAUCCAUUUGAUAUAAGAAAUAUUAUGCACCGAGACCAAGCGCAAAUGAGAGAUAGCGAGAGGUUUUUGCAUAGUAACCACGAAUACAUUAAUGUACAACAAAAUACCGAUGACCGCAAUGUGUCUCGACGAGUGGCCGACGAGAACACCUAUUUGAAGCCCCUUCUGGACAUCGUAGACCCGCAAAGACGGCAGCGCCAAUCCGAAGCGGGCACUACCGUAUCUUCCUUAGAGUUAGACGAGUACUAACGCUACAGUGCGCUUUCCUUCGUCCGGGCGCAGCCACUCUGGCGAGGGUGGGCGUGUCACAAUGCUUCAAUGUGUGUACUCGUGUAAGGAAAACACUGUUUGUUUACUAAUAAAUGUAACAUUGUGACAAUUUUUUUGCCUCUUUUACAUACGCCUGUGUUUUAUGUACUUUAUUUUUUUAUUAAUGCACCCGUCAUCACAGGGCAUUGUUGCUCCUACCUGCAGCAGU
Molecule: messenger RNA, 1513 nt
Organism: Helicoverpa armigera (cotton bollworm)
Lineage: Eukaryota; Metazoa; Arthropoda; Insecta; Lepidoptera; Noctuidae
Exons: 6
Coding region: 394-1284 (296 amino acids)
Source: RefSeq, a predicted model, not a curated record